CUCGCACGGAAUGAUGGAAGAGGGUUUCCCGCGGGACGGAGCCGGUCGUCGCCCGGGGCAGGCCGGAGGGGAAGAGGCAGGGGAGGAGGCUCGGCUUCCCCUGGCAUCCAGUCAGUCGGUCGUCGGACGACAUCCGCGCAUCCACGCCUCCCUCCUCUCUCUCGCCUCCCCCCCGUCUCGGUGCCUGGCCUCACGCGUGAACACUUGGAUGGCGGGCGGGACGGGAACGGACGCGUUCAAGGUUUCUCCCCUCUUUCGUCACGACGAAAGACCAAAGAUGGGAGGCGAGGUCCAGGUGCCUAAGGGUGCUUCGCGGAAGAUCCGCGUGCACGUGGCGUGGGGAUGCAAAUUGGGGGCGGAAGUCCUUCGAGGCUGCGGCCCGUCCCGCCGCGAUCGUGAGGUCCAAGGUCCGAGAAUGGACCAGAAAAUGUAA
Darwinula stevensoni is the source of this 433-nucleotide messenger RNA. NCBI's taxonomy places the organism in Eukaryota, Metazoa, Arthropoda, Ostracoda, Podocopida, Darwinulidae. The record is from the annotation of a GenBank genome assembly.